Ictalurus punctatus (channel catfish) is the source of this 2909-nucleotide messenger RNA. It is a transcript of the gene anxa11a, whose product is annotated as annexin A11a. The record is from RefSeq and is a predicted model, not a curated record. Gene Ontology annotation, molecular function: calcium ion binding; calcium-dependent phospholipid binding. NCBI's taxonomy places the organism in Eukaryota, Metazoa, Chordata, Actinopteri, Siluriformes, Ictaluridae. Gene Ontology annotation, biological process: cytokinetic process; phagocytosis. The coding region runs from base 165 to 1856 and encodes 563 amino acids. Gene Ontology annotation, cellular component: cytoplasm. The transcript is spliced from 15 exons.
UGUAGCUCUGCGCAGAGUGAACGCACCCAUCUGACGUACUUUUAUCCACAGUGAGAGGAGGCUUCAGGAUCCACACCCGCCGAGCUUUCCUGCUUCUUCCUGAUCCCAAAACUCCACAGAAGUACUGUUUAAAGGUUUGUCUGCUCUAUUGACUGUAAUAAAAGAUGAGUUAUCCUGGUUAUCCUCCUCAGUCUGGUGGUUAUCCUCCUCAGGCCGGUGGAUACCCUCCACAGGCUGGUGGAUAUCCUCCUCAGCCAGGAAUGUAUCCUCCUCAAGCAGGAGGUUAUCCUCCUCAAGCAGGAAGUUAUCCUCCUCAAGCAGGAAGUUAUCCUCCUCAAGCAGGAGGUUAUCCCCCUCAAGCAGGAGGUUAUCCUCCUCAAGCAGGGGCAUACCCGGCACUACCUUCAGGUGGAUGGGGAGCUCCUGCUGCUCUGGGAAUGCCUGGAUUUAAUCCAAGCAACCUGCCUACAAUGGCAAAUGAGAUCUCCACUUCCUUGGGCGGAUUUACUCCAAAUCCAUCCAUGUUCUCUCAAGUACCUACUGGGGGUCCUGCACCCUUCCCUAACCAACAGCCCUUUGGCCUGUCCCCUCAGCCAGGAGGAGCCAUGCCCCAGGGACCGGGGAUGGGCUAUCCAGGAGGGCCAGCUCCGGGCCAGCCCAUGCCAGGUUACCCACAAGCCCCAUCACCCAAUCCAUCCAUGCCGGGCUACCCACAAGCCCCCGCAGCCAAUCCAUCCAUGCCAGGCUACCCACAAGCCCCAGCAGCCAAUCCAUCCAUGCCAGGCUACCCACAAGGUCCAUCACCGACUCCGUCCGUACCUAACUACCCAAAUGUGCCCAGUACUAAUCCAUCCAUGCCCACAUAUGGAGGAGGAGCUCCCAUGGUUCCUGCUGUUAAUCGUGGAUUCAGAGGAACCAUACCAGAUUUUCCUGGAGCAGACCCAUUAAAAGAUGCAGAGGUUCUUAGGAAGGCCAUGAAGGGCUUUGGUACUGAUGAGCAGGCUAUAAUUAAUCUUCUUGGAAGUCGUUCUAAUAAGCAGCGUGUGCCUCUGCUGGUCUCAUAUAAGACUGCCUAUGGGAAGGACUUAAUUAAGGAUUUGAAGUCUGAGCUGUCUGGGAACUUUGAGAAAUUGGUUUUGGCCAUGUUGAAGACUAAUUCUCAGUUUGAUGCAGCUGAGCUAAAAGAGGCCAUCAAGGGAGCAGGAACUGAUGAGGCCUGUCUGAUCGAGAUCCUGUCUUCUCGCACCAAUGCAGAGAUCAGAGAAAUCAAUCAAAUCUACAAAGCUGAAAACAAGAAAUCGCUGGAGGAUGCGAUUAGUGGAGAUACAUCAGGACACUUUCGCAGGCUGCUCAUCUCUCUUGCUCAGGGCAAUCGUGAUGAGAGAGAGACAGUGGAUAUAUCAUUAGCCAAACAAGAUGCUCAGACUCUCUAUCAGGCUGGGGAAAAUAAACUGGGCACAGACGAGUCCAAGUUUAACGCCAUCCUGUGUGCUCGAAGCAAACCUCACCUUAGAGCAGUGUUCCAGGAAUACCAGCAGAUGUGUGGCCGAGACAUUCAGAAGAGUAUUGAGAGAGAGAUGUCUGGAGAUCUGGAGAGUGGCAUGCUGGCUGUUGUGAAGUGCAUUAAGGACACACCAGCCUAUUUUGCUGAGAGACUCCACAAAGCCAUGAAGGGAAUGGGAACCAAAGACCGCACGCUGAUCCGCAUUAUGGUGUCUCGCUCAGAGAUAGACAUGUUGGACAUCCGCCAGGCAUACCUGAGGAUGUAUGGCAAGUCUCUCUACACGGACAUUUCUGGAGACACUUCUGGGGAUUACAAGAAAUUGCUGUUGAAGCUUUGUGGUGGAAGUGAUUAGGAAGAUGCAGCUUUUGUCACAUUAAAGAAGAUGAAAAUGUGUGCCAUACGGUGUUCGUACAAAAUAUAUUGUCAUACUCUGAAAAUGCUCUUAUCGACUAUUGCAUGUUGUUUCCAUAAUUAUGAAAUUGCACAGGUUGCGUAAUGUCAUGUACAACAUUUCUGUGCUGUAUUUGUUUUAAAUCUCUAUUUUAUAUAAAGUAGCCCAUAUUUUGUUCUUUAAUUGUGCCAUUAUGCGUAAUAUAUUAUACCAUAACAAAUAGUUGAAAUAAUAUCUAUAUCAAAAAGUGCUGUUAUUGAGUCUUUUUUAUUCUGGGAGGAUGACAACAAUUAUCUUUCCCUUUUUGAAUGAGAUGAUAGGGAUGCACUGAUCCCAUCUUUACAUUUUUGAUACAAUACCAAUGUCAAGGUACUGAUAUCUUGUACUGAUCCAAUACACCUACUCUGGGUAAAUCAGUGAUGCUUUGCAGGCUUUUAUUGCCCAGUCAUGCAAAACAUCACAGGUGUAAUGGCAGUAUGUCUUUAAUUUUUCAUGUCAGGCAACAUCACAUACUUUUAUAGCAGUAGACUGGAUAAGAAAACAUCUGAUCUGAAUCAAAUGGGUCAAAUCAAGUUCAAUCUGAUUCAAGAUCAGUGUUUCAAACCAAUAUCAGCUGUGAUGCCGACACUCCAUAUCUGAGAGGUGCAUCCCUAUUAAGUGAUUUGUAGAUAUUUAUACAUGAGCUUAAUACCAAAAAUUUAAAUUCUGUUGUUAGCCAUAUUCAGGAAUCAGGAAUUGCAGAAACAACACCAAUAAUUAGACAGGGUCAGUAGAAACAGCCUCUGAUGUGGCCUACAUUUCCUAAUUGCUUUAUGCUGUACUCUGGGAUACAAGUGUCCAUACAAUGGAAGUAAGUGAAUGUUUGAUCAUGGAUAAAAAAAAUUUUUUUAAAAGCUGGAAUGUGAUGUACUGCAUUUUGUGCUGAACAUUUUUAUUUGAUUGGUUCAUGUACUGGCUUUGUUAUACACGCAAACUGCACAUUUUUGGAAAAAUAAAAAAUCGAAAUCAAGUUUA